AUGGAAGAGCCCGAGAGGUUUGAAGAAAGAUUUGUGCACAAGUUCUACAGUGAGUACACAAGAGAGUUUUCGGCAACAAGGCGGAAGCAUUGGAAAAUGACAGAGGUGUUUCUGGACAAUUACUAUACGCCGAGGUCUAUUGUGCUUGAUGCUGGAUGUGGAAACGGAAGGUCUUUUUUGGUACCAGGAAUUGUCGGAUUAGACUACUGCUUUGAUCUUCUGAGGGAUGCCAGAGCCACGAGAAACCACGGGUUGGUAAGGGGGGAUGUCCUAGACAUGCCCUUUUGCGAUUCUAGCUUUGAUCUUGUGCUUAGUGUUGGUGUAAUCCACCAUCUUAGCACACAUGACAGGAGACUGAGGGCAAUGGAGGAAAUGAAGAGGGUACUAAAAGACGGAGGAAAAGCAUUAGUGUAUGUGUGGGCGAAUUCUGUGAAGGAAAAAAGGAAGUUUUCGAAGAUCGGCGGGAGGUCGGGAGAAGAAUAUUUUGCAACAUGGCAUCUUAGAGACGAUGUCAAGAGAUAUUACUAUCUUUACGAUAUGGAGGGCCUGCUGGAGCUCUGCAAGGACUCUGGGUUUAAAAUCCUGAACUAUGGGCCUGAGGAGGAAAGCCUGUUCAUAACUUUGGAGAAGUAG
Molecule: messenger RNA, 633 nt
Organism: Encephalitozoon hellem ATCC 50504
Lineage: Eukaryota; Fungi; Microsporidia; Unikaryonidae
Exons: 1
Coding region: 1-633 (210 amino acids)
Molecular function (GO): S-adenosylmethionine-dependent methyltransferase activity
Source: RefSeq, a predicted model, not a curated record